Molecule: messenger RNA, 3000 nt
Organism: Exophiala aquamarina CBS 119918
Lineage: Eukaryota; Fungi; Ascomycota; Eurotiomycetes; Chaetothyriales; Herpotrichiellaceae
Product: adenosinetriphosphatase
Exons: 2
Coding region: 1-3000 (999 amino acids)
Molecular function (GO): metal ion binding; ATP-dependent chromatin remodeler activity; ATP binding
Source: RefSeq, a predicted model, not a curated record
AUGGCACCUCGAGGGCGCCCGUUGAGGACUUCAGCCUCCAAAACAUCGCUGUGUAAGUCACUGCCUAAAAUCAAUUCAAUGUUAAUUCUGCUAACUCUACCUUUUCAAGCCUCAAAAGUCGCCACCCCCAAUGUAUCGACCCCGGCAUCCAGGACUCCCUCGAGACGCAGCACUAGGAUUGCUAAAGUAAUCGAGAUCCCCGACUCGGACGCACUUGAAGAGAUAUUCGGUUCAGAUCCAGUUGUUAAGGGCAAAUUUGAAGGAGUCUACGUCCCCUCGGCCAGUGGACCUACAACUCGGCGAGGUCGAACAACCACGUCAACAUCCACAGCUCCAUCCUCAAUCGCCGACUCACUCGAGUCCUCUAGCUAUGAGACUCCUGGAACCAGUACUGCUCAGACUCCCAACACCAUCAAUCGACCUGCUUCCAAGUCUAAGAUAGGCGCAACGGCCAGAGCGAUCCAACUGAGUACCUCCAACUUUGCGCUGGGAGGCAGCAAGAAGAGAGGAAAACGCGACUUCUCUGAAAUAUCUACUGGAUACGAGCAGGAAGACAAUGAUGCAAAGAUUGCAGCGAGACUCCAAGCAGAGGAGUACAAUACUAUCCCAGAUUCCGAUGCGUCCGAUUCCGAACCCCUCUACAAAAAACGGAAGGUCCCUGGAAAACGCUCUGGCGUUAUCAGAUUGUCCAACUCUUCAGACGAAGACGAAAUCUCUCUUCCCAACAGAAAGAGACCAACCCUUGUUACCCGCCAGCUACCUCCUCCCAGCCGUAGUACUGGUGUUCCUCUUGAUGACUCCGAGCUGUCAUCCCUCGACUCAACUUUCGAAGAGGAUGAUGCUUCAGAUUUCGAUCUCCCCUCAUUGUCUGUCACCCCGUCAGAGGCUACUCCGUCAGAGGUUGCUGAUGACGAUCUUGUUGCCGCCGCGGCUACUACUCAAAUAUCUACUUCUGGUACCAGAGUCAGAGGCGCUGCAAGGGGUAGACGUACGGGUAGGCGCCGACGUUUCGACCGAGAGGAUGAAUGGGAUCCUGUGAAACGACGACAGCAACGCGAGCGUAAGAAGCUCGAGCGUUCGCAUCCAGAAAUCAUCACCAUGUGGUCCGAUCUCAAAAAGAUUGAUCCAAUCAAGCCUGUUGCCGCGAAGCAACCUGAGGCCAUCAAUCGCAAGCUGAAAGGCUUCCAGUUAGAGGGGCUAGAUUGGAUGAUCAAGCAAGAGAAAUCUCAGUGGAAAGGCGGUCUUCUCGGCGACGAAAUGGGUAUGGGAAAGACAAUUCAAGCUGUCAGCUUGAUCAUGUCCGAUUGGCCAGCCAAAGCACCAACAUUGGUUAUAGUGCCACCGGUUGCUCUCAUGCAAUGGCAGUCAGAGAUUACAGACUACACGAGUGGAAGGCUAAAGGUUCUCAUCUAUCACGCCUCUGCCAACCCGAAGUGCAAGCUACUCACUGUCAAAGACUUGAAAAAGUACGACGUUAUCAUGGUCUCUUAUUCCGGCCUCGAAGUCAUGUACCGUAAACAGUACAAAGGCUGGAACCGCGACAACGGCAUUGUGAAAGAAGACAGCAUACUACACGCCAUCAAAUAUCACCGACUCAUUCUUGAUGAAGCUCACAGCAUAAAGUCAAGAACCGCCAGCGUUGCCAAAGCUUGCUUUGCUUUACAGGCAGACUUCAAAUGGUGUCUAUCAGGCACUCCUGUUCAAAACCGAAUCGGAGAAUUCUUCUCUCUACUCCGGUUUCUGCAGGUUAUGCCCUUUGCUUGCUAUUUUUGCAAGAACUGUAGUUGCCGUCAAUUGCAUUGGAGCCAGGAUGAGCAAAAGAUGUGCGUUAAGUGCAAGCACAGUGGUUUCAGCCAUGUUUCAGUCUUCAACCAAGAAAUCCUCAAUCCAAUUACUGGCGAUGAUACGGAGAAACGAAAAGAAGGCCUCAAUAAGUUACGACUGAUCACCGACCGUAUCAUGUUACGUCGUAUGAAACGAGAUCACACUUCCUCGAUGGAAUUGCCUCCCAAGGACGUUGUCAUUCACAACGAAUUCUUCGGAGAGAUGGAACAUGACUUCUCGCAGAGUAUCAUGUCCAACUCGAACCGCAAAUUUGACACCUACGUCGCCCAAGGUGUCAUGUUGAACAAUUAUGCCAACAUCUUCGGUUUGAUCAUGCAGAUGAGACAAGUCGCAAACCAUCCUGAUCUGAUCCUCCGCAAAAAUGCAGAAGGUGGUCAAAAUGUUCUCGUUUGCCGGAUUUGUGAUGAACCCGCCGAGGAAGCAAUUCGAUCACGCUGCCGACAUGAAUUUUGUCGUCAAUGUGCCAAAUCCUACGUCCAAUCAUUCAAUGGUGCGGAAGGCGAUGCCGAUUGUCCAGCAUGCCACAUUCCCCUGGUCAUCGAUUGGGAUCAGCCAGAGAUUGAACAAGACGAAGAAAAUGUCAAGAAGAAUUCCAUCAUCAAUCGAAUCAAGAUGGACGACUGGACUUCAUCCACCAAGAUUGAAAUGCUUGUCUAUGACCUGUACAAGCUGCGAAGCAAGAAACAAACCCACAAGAGCAUUGUGUUCUCUCAAUUCACCUCGAUGCUCCAGCUUGUCCAGUGGAGACUACAGAAAUCUGGCUUCAGCACCGUCCUCCUCGAUGGCAGUAUGAGUCCCAUUCAGAGACAGAAGUCCAUAGAUUACUUCAUGAACAACGUCGAUGUCGAGGUCUUCUUGGUGUCCCUCAAGGCUGGUGGCGUGGCUCUCAACUUGACCGAGGCGAGCAGGGUGUACAUCGUUGAUCCGUGGUGGAAUCCCGCGGCUGAAUGGCAAUCCGCCGAUCGAUGCCAUCGCAUUGGCCAACGUCGUCCCUGUGUCAUCACUCGCCUGUGCAUUGAAGACUCGGUCGAGUCGAGAAUGGUCCUUCUCCAGGAGAAGAAAGCCAACAUGAUCAACGGCACCGUCAAUAAUGACCAAGUUGCGCUCGACAAAUUAACACCAGAGGAUAUGCAGUUCUUGUUCAGAGGAACUUGA